Messenger RNA from Ogataea philodendri, 906 nucleotides. RefSeq lists its product as uncharacterized. The transcript has a single exon. Gene Ontology annotation, cellular component: endoplasmic reticulum membrane. The record is from RefSeq and is a predicted model, not a curated record. Lineage: Eukaryota; Fungi; Ascomycota; Pichiomycetes; Pichiales; Pichiaceae. Gene Ontology annotation, molecular function: 3-dehydrosphinganine reductase activity. Gene Ontology annotation, biological process: sphingolipid biosynthetic process. Bases 1 to 906 code for a protein of 301 amino acids.
AUGUUCUCUAACAAGUUUGUUGUGGAAGGUAAAUUGGCCGUUAUCACAGGUGGAUCUCAAGGACUGGGAUUUGCACUGGCUAAAAAAUUGGUUUCAAAAGGUGCCAAUGUCGUGAUCAUUUCCCGUACAGAAUCCAAAUUGACCAAAUGUGUCGCUGAACUGAAAAAACGGGUGGAGAAGGAGAACCAGUUUGUUGAUUACAUUGCUGCUGAUCUGUCCAAGUACGCAGAAUGCGAGAAGGUCCGCGAGUACUUCGUUGCUAAACAGCUGUAUCCAGACCAUCUUAUUUGUUGUGCGGGUGAUGCCUAUCCUGAGGAAUUCAUCAAAAUGCCUGUUGCCAAGAUCGACCAAGGUAUUGACGUGAACUACAAAACCGCAGUCUAUUUGGUUCACGCUAUGUUGCCCUUGAUUACAGAACCGGUUCGCGAACAGCACCUGGUGUUCUGUUCGUCGGUGGUUGCGUUCUACUCGUAUUACGGAUACUCUCAGUACACGCCUUUGAAAGCAGCUGUCAAGGCUUUGUCAGACAGUUUGAGACAAGAGCUUCUACCAUACGGAGUCAAGGUCCAUACUGUUUUCCCUGGAAAUUUCCAGUCCGAAGGAUACGCUGAGGAAAUGCUGACCAAACCUGCCCUUACAGCCCAAAUAGAAGGGCCAUCCCCUGCAAUCCCGGCCGACGAGUGCGCUAGUAUCGUGCUCAAGUCUCUGGAGAAAGGAAAACUCUAUAUCUUUACGGAUCUCAUUGGUUGGGUGAUUGCUUCCUUUAGUCUUGGAUUCAAUCCUCGUGAAUGGUGGUUUGCUCAGAUCUUUUUGAGCUUGAUCGGCGCCCUUUUCGGCAGGCUGAUCGAUCUCUACCACGAGAGUCUUGUGAGAAAGCAGUUCAACUCCGCCAAAAAGCAAAAAUGA